Molecule: messenger RNA, 2331 nt
Organism: Pestalotiopsis fici W106-1
Lineage: Eukaryota; Fungi; Ascomycota; Sordariomycetes; Amphisphaeriales; Sporocadaceae
Exons: 5
Coding region: 1-2331 (776 amino acids)
Biological process (GO): protein phosphorylation
Molecular function (GO): protein kinase activity; ATP binding
Source: RefSeq, a predicted model, not a curated record
AUGGCAGAGAACGUGGAUGCGCGUCCAGGGGACGACUUCGCCCAAUGGGUGGAAACAACACGAGCAAGAUACAUUGGCCAGGAUCUACGCGAAAAUUCCCUUACCUACAUUCCAUAUUCCGAGUUGACAAAGUACUGGAGUAUCACAAAGAUCAACGCGGUGCUUCGAUCCUAUGACAAGCCGCUGCCAUUUGAUGCGCCGAGCAUCCAAUCGGCCUACCUGCGCAUCUUUUCUGCCCUCGUUUGGACCGGCACCACACGACGUUUUCUAGGUCUAGUUCUGACCGAUGCCCUGGACGAUCACCGAUGGCCCUUGGUCGACCCUCCAAGGAAUUGGCAUAUCCACAACCGUGGCGCUUUGGGUGACUUUGAGAAUCUCCAAACGGAACAAUGGAUUUUCUUCCCAUAUCACUUUGAAAAGACUAGGCUCUAUAAGACCCAAUUGGAAAGUGAUUGUAUUCUCCCCAUCGAGUCACUUGAGACCAUCUUUAAGCGCGGCGAGUCUCUUGUUCAUAAAAUCAAGAUCAAUGACGACUAUAAUGGCUUGGGCUCCGAGUCAAAGGGAGGAUAUCUUGCCCUCAAAGAAUAUGAGCUCAAGUAUGCCGAGGAGCGUUACCAGACAGAAGUCGAUGCUCUGACGAUGCUCCGUCAAAGUCCAUCCGAGAAUCUAAUCACCUUCUACGGCUCUUUCCGCAAAGAUGGCCAUGGUUUCAUUAUCCUGGACUUUGCCGACGGAGGCGACUUGAAGGCGUUUUUCCAGGAAACGCCUCCACCAAUGACGGCUGAAGACACCCGGGUCUUUUGGAAAAGUCUCAUCAUGUCACUACAGGGUCUCGACAGGAUACAUCAAUUGAUGAGCGUCGACAGUCACAUGAAGAGUAUUAUCCAAGGUAUCCACCAAGACAUCAAGCCUGCCAAUAUUCUUUUGAUGAAGGGUUCGUCGGGUUCGCCCUAUGACUUCCAGCCCAAGAUUGCAGACUUUGGUUUAUUCAGUCAUGCGAGGAAGACAAGAAGCAAUAGUGACGAAGCCAAAGGCCCAAAUAAGUACGGUAACCAGAUCUACAGCGCCCCCGAAGUCAGCACAAACGUGCGCAACAAAUUCAAAGGGAUCAGUCUAAUCACCCCAGGUGCCGACAUCUUUUCUUUCGGCGCAGUAUUGAGUGCUGCCGCUGCUUUUGUGGCCGGUGGCACCCAGCUCAUUCAAGAAUAUCUUGUCAAGCGGAAAGCUGCACACGCCAAACUAAGGAGAUUCUCCAAGACGGACUUUGAGGGUUGUUUUCACGCCGGGACAGAAAAGUUCCCAGUCAUUGAAGAGAUGCACAGCUACAUCAAAACAUUCUGUCAGGACAAAAGACACGACCUCAUCACUCCACAGAUUCUCGAUAUUGUACAGCAACACAUGCUACUCCCAAAGUCGUCCGAGCGAGAUCAGGCCGCCGUGCUGAUAGACCGCUUCAAUAAUAUCCUUUGGAGCGAGCCACUGACCCCGACCAUUAGUCUUUCAAUCCGGCGGAGGUCAACCUGGAUGACAAGUAGCGACAACGGUGAGACGACGCCAACCAGUCUCAAAAGCAUCCGCAGCAUCAACACUUUUUUCGAGGGUGGCAAAAGCUGGCUGGGUAGCCGGGCGGCCGAGAACAGCAAGGUCCUCGACUCGACCGUCAAGAACUUGAUUGACCAAAUCACGCGGAAUCUGCGGGACCGUGACCAGUUCUUCUUCAUUGACGACUCGACCAGCAUGAGGCCGCACGAGCGCAUCGUGCUCGAGGGUUUCCAGGCCCUCUCGUCCAUUGCCAAGCGGCUCGACCCAAACCGGGUCGAGCUCGCGUUUGCGUCGCGGCCAAAGGACGUCUACCGCGCCCGCGCCACCCGCAAGCUGGUCAAGAUUGUAAAGACGCACCGGUACGAGCACGAACCGACCAUGAUGGCCAAGAGUCUGUCGGAGCUCGUCGAGCACCAGAUUAUCCGCAAGCUGCCCGUCAAGAAGAUGGGCUUCAAUAUCAAUCCCAUUGCCCGCAAGCAUGUCAGCGUGUACAUAUUCACGGACGGAAACUGGGGCGACGACCCAGAGGGUGCCUGCCACGUCGAGGAUGCCGUCAAGUACCUAAUGGACGAGGUCGGCCGCCGUCGUCUCACAAGGCAGCAGGUCACCCUGCAUUUCGUCCGAUUUGGCGACAGCGAAGCGGGCGGUCGCCAUCUGGAGUACCUGGAUCGUUUUGGAGAGAAAUAUGAUUGCGACAUUGUCGAUGUAAAACAUAUCUCGAGUGACGUUGAAUCAUUAUUUGUUGGGCCGCUCACAUAUCAUAAUGAUAGGAGGGACGAGACGCGGUAG